Messenger RNA from Macrosiphum euphorbiae (potato aphid), 648 nucleotides. The record is from the annotation of a GenBank genome assembly. NCBI's taxonomy places the organism in Eukaryota, Metazoa, Arthropoda, Insecta, Hemiptera, Aphididae.
AUGGCCGAAGCAAUGAGACAAACGGUUGCGUCGCUUUUGCAGGGCAUCGAAAGAUACAAUCCCCAACAUUUGUCUACACUUGAACACUACGUGGAAGUACAGUCCCAAGAGAAUACGUACGAUCUAGAAGCGAACCUUGCAGUACUCAAAAUAUAUCAAUUUCAUCACGAUUAUAACUUGGAUAUCACUGUACAAAUCAUGCUGAAAGCGAUCACCAACUUUCCUCAUUCCGAUUUCGUUCUGUGCAAAUGUCUAUUGAAUGAAAAAUUGUGUCAAGAAGCUCCACUAAGCCAAGUAUUGUUCUUGGCUGAUCUAUUGGAAAACUGCAACUUCAAAGAAUUUUGGUAUAAUGUUCAUUCCACACCUGAACUUUAUGCUAAAGUCAAUGGGUUUUUAGAUUCUGUGCGCAAGUUUGUGUGCCAUGUGAUUGGCAUAACAUUUCAGUCUAUUGAAAAACAUAAUCUCAUGGAAUUACUGGGAGGUGUUGAUGAUGCUGCUUUAAAACAUUGGAUACUAAAAUACAAUUGGAAGGAACUGGAUAACAAAUACAUAUUUGUAGCAAAUCAAGACGAAAAUAUCAAAACAAAAAAUAUUACUGAAAAGAUUGAUUAUGAAAAUAUUUUGGGUGUUAUGGCAAGUUGUCGUUAA